Messenger RNA from Peromyscus eremicus (cactus mouse), 2126 nucleotides. RefSeq names its product dual specificity tyrosine phosphorylation regulated kinase 2 (gene Dyrk2). Gene Ontology annotation, cellular component: nucleus. The record is from RefSeq and is a predicted model, not a curated record. Gene Ontology annotation, molecular function: protein serine/threonine kinase activity; protein serine/threonine/tyrosine kinase activity; ATP binding. Bases 364 to 1950 code for a protein of 528 amino acids. Gene Ontology annotation, biological process: peptidyl-serine phosphorylation; peptidyl-threonine phosphorylation. Lineage: Eukaryota; Metazoa; Chordata; Mammalia; Rodentia; Cricetidae. The transcript is spliced from 2 exons.
UUGGAAAGCUGAGUAUCCCAGCAGCCUGUAGAAACAGAAAUACGUGCGUGGGUACCGAGCCGUGGACCAGAGGCCCAAACUGAAUGGCAGUUGCUCGGCUUGUUGGACAGAAUGACCUUAACUGAUUGAAGUCAGUGACACCCAGAAACUGUAAAGAAAGAAAACAGGUCUGAAGUUUGCCGGGUAACUAGGACACACGUAUCUACGGGAGACUCUGUCAAUAGAAGCUUAUUUUGUUUGUCACCGUGUGCAUUCCGGGGGUUAAUUAGAACUUCCGGGGAAGAAGGAAGCGUCAAGUGUUUCUGGAAGAGUUCCAGAUAUAUACGAGGGAGUGCUGGACAGAUUGGCGGCGGUAAGCACACCAUGAAUGACCACCUCCACAUCAGCAGCCACAGCCACGGACAGAUCCAGGUUCAGCAGCUGUUCGAGGACAACAGUAACAAGAGGACAGUGCUCACCACACAGCCCAAUGGGCUGACAACCGUGGGCAAGACGGGCUUGCCUGUGGUGCCAGAGAGGCAGCUGGAGAGCAUCCACAGACGGCAGGGGAGUUCCACCUCUCUGAAGUCCAUGGAAGGCAUGGGGAAGGUGAAAGCCACCCCCAUGACCCCCGAACAAGCGAUGAAGCAAUACAUGCAAAAACUCACAGCCUUCGAACACCAUGAGAUUUUUAGCUACCCCGAAAUAUAUUUCUUGGGUCCAAAUGCGAAGAAGCGCCAAGGCAUGACAGGCGGGCCCAACAACGGUGGUUACGAUGAUGACCAGGGGUCCUAUGUGCAGGUGCCCCAUGAUCACGUGGCUUACAGGUACGAGGUCCUCAAGGUCAUUGGGAAGGGGAGCUUUGGGCAGGUGGUCAAGGCCUAUGACCACAAAGUCCACCAGCACGUGGCCCUGAAGAUGGUGCGGAACGAGAAGCGCUUCCACCGGCAGGCGGCGGAGGAGAUCCGGAUCUUGGAGCACCUACGGAAGCAGGAUAAAGACAACACCAUGAACGUCAUCCACAUGCUGGAGAAUUUUACCUUCCGCAACCACAUCUGCAUGACGUUUGAGUUGCUGAGCAUGAACCUCUAUGAGCUCAUCAAGAAGAAUAAGUUCCAGGGCUUCAGCCUGCCUCUGGUGCGCAAGUUUGCCCACUCCAUCCUACAGUGCUUGGAUGCUUUGCACAAAAACAGAAUAAUCCACUGUGACCUUAAGCCCGAGAACAUUUUGUUAAAGCAGCAGGGGAGAAGCAGUAUUAAAGUGAUUGACUUUGGCUCCAGUUGUUACGAGCACCAGCGUGUCUACACGUACAUCCAGUCGCGCUUUUACCGGGCUCCGGAAGUGAUCCUUGGAGCCAGGUACGGCAUGCCCAUUGAUAUGUGGAGCCUGGGUUGCAUUCUCGCGGAACUCCUGACGGGUUACCCCCUCUUGCCUGGGGAGGAUGAAGGGGACCAGCUAGCUUGUAUGAUUGAGCUUUUGGGCAUGCCCUCCCAGAAACUCCUGGAUGCUUCCAAACGAGCCAAAAAUUUCGUGAGCUCCAAGGGUUAUCCUCGAUACUGCACUGUCACGACUCUUUCGGACGGCUCUGUGGUCCUCAAUGGAGGCCGGUCCCGGAGAGGGAAACUGAGGGGUCCACCAGAGAGCAGAGAGUGGGGGAACGCACUGAAGGGAUGCGAUGAUCCUCUUUUCCUUGACUUCUUAAAACAGUGUUUGGAGUGGGAUCCCGCAGUCCGCAUGACCCCGGGCCAGGCUUUGCGGCACCCUUGGCUCAGGAGGCGCUUGCCAAAGCCUCCGACUGGGGAGAAGACGGCGGUGAAGAGGGUCACGGACAGCACUGGUGCUAUCACGUCGAUUUCCAAGUUACCUCCACCUUCCAGCUCGGCUUCCAAGCUGAGGACUAAUUUGGCACAGAUGACAGAUGCCAAUGGGAAUAUUCAGCAGAGGACAGUGUUGCCAAAACUCGUUAGCUGAGCUCCAGUCCCCUGAUGCUGGCAAGCUGAGAAAUGCGUUGUAGCUGAGCCUUAUUGGGUUGAAAAAGUGUAGCUCAGACCUGUUUUUAUUUGCUCAAAAACUCGACUUAUUUGUAUCUUUUCAGCACUUGAUGUAAGACAAGUUUGUUUUGUUUUUAUAAAUACAUGGGGACAAUG